AUGGCGCCGGCACUGCCUGUCUAUACACGAGGAGAGAUUGAGAAGCUAUUCCCAGUUAUGAGGAGUGAAGAAAUACCACCUAACUGCAGUUUGUACCAAUUAAUUCAAAACCAGUGUACUUAUGACGGGAACCGGGUGAUAUGUCUGCCCUUCAAGAGGGUUUUCCUAAGGUGUUUGGAAACACGGAACGGCGAGGUUGUUGGGUACAGGCUGCAGCCAAAGCAUGGAUUAAAGGAGGGAGUUUACAGAGACAUUGAGGUGACUAGUCGGAGUGACAAUACCUACACGAUAAAUGACGAAAUCCAAGAUUUCUUAAGAGCAGAUUCUGUCCUUCAAGAGAAGAUGCAAGCGUAUUAUGAGAGACAUGUAUAA
Messenger RNA from Pichia kudriavzevii, 372 nucleotides. RefSeq lists its product as uncharacterized. The transcript has a single exon. Bases 1 to 372 code for a protein of 123 amino acids. The record is from RefSeq and is a predicted model, not a curated record. Gene Ontology annotation, cellular component: mitochondrial inner membrane peptidase complex. Lineage: Eukaryota; Fungi; Ascomycota; Pichiomycetes; Pichiales; Pichiaceae.